CUCACAGAUCGCCGCAAGCGUUCCCAGUUGAUGAAGAAAGUGGACUCACGGCGACAAAUCGAGUUGAUACAAGAUUUUGAUAUGCCCGGCGUGUGUACGUCCAUGCGAAUGAGCCCCGAUCAGCAGUACAUACUAGCGACAGGCACGUACAAACCACGGGUUAAAUGUUUUGAAGUGUGCAAUUUAUCCAUAAAGUUCGAACGUUGUUUCGAUUCAGAGGUCACAACGUUUGAAGCUAUCAGUGAUGAUUAUAGCAAACUGGUCUUUCUGCAAUGCGACCGCUUUGUGGAAAUACAUUCUGCUUCUGGGCGUCAUUACCGUUUGCGUAUUCCACGCUUUGGACGUGAUAUGAAAUACCAUAAACCAUCUUGUGAUCUUUUCAUUGUGGGCACAACACGUGAUAUUUAUCGCUUGAAUCUGGAACGCGGGCAAUUUUUGCAACCAUACGAAACGGAGGCUAGUUGUGUAAAUGCCUGCGAUAUUAAUCCCGAGCAUCAAUUGCUUAUGGUUGGUAGCAAAGAGGGUAUGGUGGAGGCUUGGGAUCCACGCAGCAAAACGCGUGUUGGUACGUUGGAUGUGGCUAUCAAAUUACCAGGGACAAAAACGUUUCCUUCUGUCUCCGCAUUGAAGUAUAAAAAUGGGUUGCAAAUGGGUGUAGGCACCGCUUCCGGGCAUGUACUUCUCUAUGACAUACGCUCACAUGACCCACUGCUUGUAAAGGAUCAUUUAAAUAAAGUGGCGGUAAAGCGCAUUGCUUUCAACCCUGGUCAUCAGACGGUUUAUUCAUUGGAUGAUGCUAUGUUAAAAUUGUGGGAUGAAAACACUGGCAAACAAGUCGCCUACAUAGAAUCCACAACAUCCUUCAACGAUUUCUGCACUAUUCCCGAUACAGGAAUGUUUUUCCUUGCACAAGAAGAUGUAAAAAUGUUGACCUACUACGUGCCUUCAAUGGGUCCGGCGCCGCGUUGGUGCUCAUUCUUAGAUAAUCUUACGGAAGAAAUUGAAUCUGAGGUGGUGGAGAAUAUGUUCGACGAUUAUCAGUUUGUGACGCAGAAUGAAUUGGAGGAAUUGGGACUGGAGCAUUUGAUUGGCAGUAAUCUACUGAAAGGCUACAUGCACGGCUAUUUCAUCGACGCACGUUUAUACAACAGGGCCAAAGCUGUGGCUGAUCCAUUUGCCUUUGAACGCUUCCGUAAAGAGAAAAUACGUAAAGAGAUUGAAAGUGAGCGUAAAUCACGUCUACAGAUUAAGUCAAACCUUCCAAAAGUCAAUCAAGAGCUGGCACUUAAAAUUAUGGACGAGCAGUCUAAUUCCAAAAAGUCUGCUAAAGCAGCAAAUCUACUCGAGGAUACACGUUUCAAGGCAAUGUUUGAAAAUCCGGAAUUUGCUAUUAACAAGAAUGCUGAAGAGUACAAGCUGUUGGCGCCUGCGCUUAAUCGCCUCGGAAAAUCCAAGCUUAAAGAAAUAAAAAAACGCGUUGAAGUAGCACGCGUAGCGGAGCUGCAUGCAGACGAAGCGAAACCACACGAGGAAAGUGAUAAUGAUGAGGAUCUUUUUGGUUUCGAAAAAAGUGAUGAAGAUGAUGGAAAGAAAUCGGUUGCCGAAGAAUCUUCAGAUGAUGAGGGAGUGCGUGAGUUCUCAAAAGAAAUGAAGAAGGCAUACAAGGAUGUGAGAAGACAACGUGAAGAGGAGGAACUUGCGGAAAAUGAACACGCGGGUGAUGAGGAUGCCAACAGCGAUGAUGAGCAAACAACUCCAAUGGACAACACGACUAGCUCAUCAACAAAUAAUCAGCGAAGAGUCAGCGUUAAAAUGACAUCUCUGGAAGAUAACAACCUGAAAUUAAGUGAAAUGCGCAGUAAAAUAAUGAAAAUUAGCCUUAAGGAUCGCGUACGAUUCAAUGAAGCCUCUAGCGCGAAUGUGACUACGAUUGGACGUUCACUGGGUAACCGACAAAUGACAUUUGACAUGAAGAAGAAGGCAACUAAAGAUGAAAAGAAGAGAGAGUAUUUAAUGAAGAAACAUCGAGAAGAGCGGAAAAAGAUCAUACGGCCUAUACAUGCGCUAAAACUGAAGAAGGUUAACUUUAAGUAAAAAUAAUUUUAUUUUGUUUACAUUUAAAUAAUGUACAUAAAUUAAUCUUGUAAAUUUUCUUUGA
This is a messenger RNA of Rhagoletis zephyria (snowberry fruit fly), 2158 nucleotides long. RefSeq names its product nucleolar protein 10 lethal (2) 34Fd. Gene Ontology annotation, molecular function: protein binding. NCBI's taxonomy places the organism in Eukaryota, Metazoa, Arthropoda, Insecta, Diptera, Tephritidae. Gene Ontology annotation, cellular component: nucleus; nucleolus; small-subunit processome. Gene Ontology annotation, biological process: maturation of SSU-rRNA from tricistronic rRNA transcript (SSU-rRNA, 5.8S rRNA, LSU-rRNA). The record is from RefSeq and is a predicted model, not a curated record.